UGGACAUGCCUGCCAUCGGGGACAGGCCAAACGAUGAGGCGUUUCAAAUGACGUGAAAUGUGAUGGAUCACUUGUCCCGCCAUGACAUAAAGCUGUCUGUCUGAUCAAGGAUUGUUACAACUAAGACAUUACCACCAGUGAUUCGGUCUGGAUGUUCACAUUGCUGCUACUUCUACAGCUGCUAGGUAAAAAAAUUUUACAAAUAGAAAUUGUUUUGUAAAGUAUAGACUAUAUAUAUAUAUAGUUAAACAAGGCAAAUCAUUUAUUGAUCUAAUUCAUUUUUGAAAUUCUUUGUGGAUCAUUUACACCAGUGUUGCAUCAAAUUGAUGGGGACACCACCAGUGUUACAUCAAAUUGAUGGGGACACCACCAGUGUUACAUCAAAUUGAUGGGGACAAUUUUAAGAUCGACGAAUCGAUUUUUUUAAACGAAGAUCAAAUCAUCAAUAAAACGGCCCGUGUCGCCAUGGGGAUCAUUCCCAGGAUAGUUUGAGAAGCACUGUUCUAAACGUUUCUUUGUCUUCUUCUAGUGUUGUGGUCGUAUGGCCUCAACGUGCCGUCUCGGUACAUUAGUAAAUAACCUCAUUCGGGUUGUUUUUUCCUUCUUACAUUUUAAUUGUUACCAUUCCGUUAGGAGGAGACAGUCUAAAACUGCCAAGCCUCUGUUAGAGUUAAUGCAUGUGUCAGCUACGUGUCACCAGUGAUAUAUACUGGUCGUAUAACAAUAAUAAUCGCCACGACAACAACUUUGCCACCCGCUCGCGUCACUUAAUGGAGUCACGGCUUGUUGUUGCAGUGUCAUUAAUGUGUUUUGCUCAUCCACCGAGGAGGGACCAUUUUCAUCACGACCACAAAAAUCCACUGGUCGGUCUAAACUGUAGUCUAAAUCUAAAUAAAACGUAGCACUUAGCCGAGAAGUAGCACAGGAGAGGGCAGCAAAGGAAUUGUGGCAGAGAAUAAGUGGGUGAGAGAUUAAAGACAGGCAAGACGGGAAAGAAAAGAGGUGGUCCUACAUCUUUGGGUAUAACAUACAGAUGGCUCUUAAGGCCGGUCGAAUGGAAAUGGUCGACGAGUUCUGGGCCCUGACUUGGCUCACGCGAGCACCGGCCCUGGGGGUGAUGGGCCGUAAAAGGGGGGGGGGGAUUUCACGGAUCAACUUCCAUAGACCAGGUACCUAUCAACAAAACAGCUUCACUUGUUUUAUGUAAAACAACAACCAAAAAAACAAGAUAAUAAGACAACGACCCCCAACCCCCCCNCCCCCCCGGCCCGACUACCAUAAAAAAAAAGUAUGAAGUAUACCGAUGGGAUCGUAAAGUAUACCGAUGGGAUCGUAAAGUAUACCGAUGAGAUCGUAAAGUAUACUGAUGAGAUCGUAAAGUAUACUGAUGAGAUCGUAAAAUAUACCGAUGAGAUCGUAAAGUAUACUGAUGAGAUCGUAAAGUAUACUGAUGAGAUCGUAAAGUAUACUGAUGAGAUCGUAAAGUAUACUGAUGAGAUCUAAAGUAUACUGAUGAGAUCGUAAAGUAUACUGAUGAGAUCGUAAAGUAUACUGAUGAGAUCGUAAAGUAUACUGAUGAGAUCGUAAAAUAUACUGAUGAGAUAGACUAAUUCAUUUCCCUCUUAAGUGUAUUUUAAGAUCUAUAGUUCACAUUAAAUCGUUUUGGUUACAUCAUAAAUAAAUCGUAAAUAACUUGAUAACACCCCCGCCCCCAAACCAAACACACACUUUCGGUGCCAACAAGUAAAUAAAAACUAGUAUUCUGAAACAAAACAAUUCUUUUUUAGCGCUUUUCGUUGAGCUGUUUUCUAAGCACUGGUAGUACUUAGUAUUUUCUACGAAUGUUUCAAUCCGAGUAGUUAGGGCAUCCUUCUAUGUAAACAUGUUUGGUGGAUAUCUAGAGGUCGGCAAGUGAAUGCUUAUGAAUAUGAGAAAUUCGUUAUAAGACUAUGCUUUCAACACUAGGCCAAUCUGCUAGCAGGCACAAACAGACGCACCAUCGAUUUCUCUCAGAUCAAUGUAGCACACACACACACAGCCCCGGUCACGUCAGAACGGCUGUAAUCGUUCGUGUUGACAGUGUCGUUUCGUUGUGUGAGUACAGUGUUGUGGGGGACACGUCAGCUGUGUAGUUAUGCCAUGGAUAUUUCCUCUAUGAGUCUAGUGUCCCAUCGUUAUACUGUGUAGUACCGGUAAUGCCAUAGAUUAUCUCUAUCAGUCUAGUGCCCCAUGGUUAUACUGUGUUGGGCGACGACUUGGUUAUGAUGAAACUAUGUAGAGCGACAUUGUCCACUUCAUUGAGUGCGUCUAUUGAAAGCAUCAAUGUGUGUUGUGAUACAUCAGCUCACCAAUGUGUGUUGUAAUACAUCAGAUAACCAAUGUGUGUUGUGAUACAUCAGCUCGACUAUGUGUGUUGUGAUGUAUCAGCUCACCAAUGUGUGUAAUGCUAUAUUAUCAAAAGUGUGUUGUGAUACAGCAGCUCACCAAUGUGUGUUGUGACACAUGACCAAUGUGUAUUGUGACACAUGACCAAUGUGUGCUACCAUAUCACCAAUUUGUCUCGUGACAGUGCCAGUCUCGAUGACGUCAUGAUUCCCCCCCCCCCUCCACACUGCUGAAUCCAACCAAACGGUCCUGUUGUCUGCCACAUUGUCAUACACCAGAUGACCUGUCUUUGUCGUCUGCUGAGACGGGCAGAAAUUUUAAUGCUUCCUGGCAUGUUGACAUAACCAAGGAGGGAACGUUUAUCAAGAGCAAUAACAGAUUAGAUGGCAGGAUGUGGUGGUUGUGGUGUGGGACAUAUGGUGUUGGACAUGUGGUGUGGGACAUGUGGUGGUGUGUGGUUUUGGAGAUGUGGUGGUGUGUGGUUUGGGAGAUGUGGUGUUGUGGUUUGGGAGAUGUGGUGGUGUGUGAGAUGUGGUGGUUGUGGUUAGGGAGAUGUGGUGGUGUGUGGUUUGGGAGAUGUGGUGGUUGUGGUUUGGGAGAUGUGGUGGUGUGUGAGAUGGGGUGGUGGUGGUUUGGGAGAUGUGGUGGUGGUGUGGUGUGUGAGAGGUGGGGUGAGAGAGGGAGAAAGCGUGAGAGAUAGAGAGAGGGAGAGAGAGAGAGGGUGAGAGAGUGUUGGUCGGGUGGUGUGGGGGAUGUGGUGGUGUGUGGUUUUGGAGAUGUGGUGGUGUGUGGUUUGGGAGAUGGGGUGUUGUGGUUUGGAAGAUGUGGUGGUGUGUGAGAUGUGGUGGUUGUGGUUAGGGAGAUGUGGUGGUGUGUGGUUUGGGAGAUGUGGUGGUUGUGGUUUGGGAGAUGUGGUGGUGUGUGAGAUGUGGUGGUUGUGGUUUGGGAGAUGUGGUGGUUGUGUGGUGUGUGAGAUGUGGGGUGAGAGAGGGAGAAAGCGUGAGAGAUAGAGAGAGGGAGAGAGAGAGAGGGUGAGAGAGAGAGAGAGAGGGGGUGAGAGAGAGAGGAUAGAGAGAGAGAGAGAGAGAGAGGGUGGCGGGCUAGGUGUUGAGUUGACGGACAGGCGGGUUUCCGGCACAAGGACACAUUCUGAAUUCUUGAUUCGAUCGUGUGUUCGUGUCCCAGGCGUGUAGGGUCAUAUUAAUGCCAUUGUGAUAACUGUGUUACCUGUUGCUGUUGGUAAGUCUGCAUUGAGUAGGAGCAACUUUACUGAGAAAUGUGCACUUUUGAUGGUACUGUUCAUAAGUAGUGUGUAUGAAUCAGACAUUACCGAGUACUAACAACAUUACUGAUAAGUGUGAAAUGUGUGUGCGUGCAAGUGUUGACAAGUGACAUAUAACAUAUAAUUUAGUCAUUAAUCCUAUUGAACACCGAUAUUAUUUUGCAACUUUUUACCCCGAUCAAAUGUAAUCUAAAGACAACUCCCCCCCCCCCCCCAACACUUAUUUCAGCGGCCCCAUUGCCCCCCCCCAAUAGUACGAGAUACUACAACCAUUUACUUUAUGGUUAAGUCCACAAUUUACCAAGCAUGCGUGACCAACACCCUUCAGCUCCACUCAAUUAUGCAAAUGACCGAUCGGACAAACUUAAGAGUAGAGUUAUAAACGAGAACAACCAGGCUAAGCAUGGCACCAAUGGGAUGGGGGGGGGUGUUGAGCUGACUGUGGGGGUGUUGUUGAGCUGACUGUGGGGUGUUGUUGAGCUGACUGUGGGGAUGUUGUUGAGCUGACUGAGAAGAAAAUAGGUUGUUUAAGUUACCAGUCUGGUGCUAAAUCAUUGAAGCUUGCUGGUCAAUAAUCAAGUGCACUUUAGGAAGGUGAGAAGUAAGACAAUAACAGCUGGUCGCAGGGGUGUCUUAUUGUCUGAUAGCAAGGGUGUCGUAUUGUUGAUAGUAUGGGUGUCUUAUUGUCUGAUGGCAAGGGUGUCUUAUUGUCUGAUAGCUAGGGUGUCUUAUUGUCUGAGAGCAAGGGGGUCUUAUUGUCUGAUAGCAAUGGUGUCUUAUUGUUUGAUAGCACAUGUGUCUAAUUGUCUGAUAGCAAGGGUGUCUUAUUGUUUGAUAGGAAGGGUUUCUUAUUGUCUGAUAGCUAGGGUGUCUUAUUGUCUGAGAGCAAGGGGGUCUUAUUGUCUGAUAGCAAUGGUGUCUUAUUGUUUGAUAGCACAUGUGUCUAAUUGUCUGAUAGCAAGGGUGUCUUAUUGUCUGAUAGGAAGGGUUUCUUAUUGUCUGAUGGCAAGGGUGUCUUAUUGUCUGAUAGCAUGGGUGUCUUAUUGUAUGAUAACAAGGGUGUCUUAUUGUCUGAUAGGAAGGGUUUCUGAUUGUCUGAUGGCAAGGGUGUCUUAUUGUCUGAUAGCAAGGGUGUCUUAUUGUCUGAUGGCAAGGGUGUCUUAUUGUCUGAUAGGAAGGGUGUCUUAUUGUCUGAUGGCAAGGGUGUCUAAUUGUCUGAUAGGAAGGGUGUCUUAUUGUCUGAUGGCAAGGGUGUCUUAUUGUGUGAUAGCAAUGGUGUCUUAUUGUCUGAUGGCAAGGGUGUCUUAUUGUCUGAUAGGAAGGGUUUCUUAUUGUCUGAUAGCAAGGGUGUCUUAUUGUCUGAUAGCAAGGGUGUCUUAUUGUCUGAUGGCAAGGGUGUCUUAUUGUCUGAUAGGAAGGGUGUCUUAUUGUCUGAUAGGAAGGGUGUCUUAUUGUCUGAUGGCAAGGGUGUCUUAUUGUCUGAUGGCAAGGGUGUCUUAUUGUCUGAUGGCAAGGGUGUCUUAUUGUCUGAUGGCAAGGGUGUCUUAUUGUCUGAUGGCAAGGGUGUCUUAUUGUCUGAUGGCAAUGGUGCCUUAUUGUCUGAUAGCAAUGGUGUCUUAUUGUCUGAUAGCAAUGGUGUCUUAUUGUCUGAUGGCAAGGGUGUCUUAUUGUCUGAUAGCAAUGGUGUCUUAUUGUCUGAUAGCAAGGGUGUCUUAUUGUCUGAUGGCAAGGGUGUCUUAUUGUCUGAUGGCAAGGGUGUCUUAUUGUCUGAUGGCAAGGGUGUCUUAUUGUCUGAUAGGAAGGGUGUCUUAUUGUCUGAUGGCAAGGGUGUCUUAUUGUCUGAUAGGAACCCACAGAAUAACAGACUACCGUUCCCACUCUUAUUGUCUGAUAGGAAGGGUGUCUUAUUGUCUGAUGGCAAGGGUGUCUUAUUGUCUGAUAGGAAGGGUGUCUUAUUGUCUGAUGGCAAGGGUGUCAUAUUGUCUGAUAGCAAUGGUGUCUUAUUGUCUGAUGACAAGGGUGUCUUAUUGUCUGAUAGCAAGGGUGUCUUAUUGUCUGAUGGCAAGGGUGUCUUAUUGUCUGAUAGCAAUGGUGUCUUAUUGUCUGAUGGCAAGGGUGUCUUAUUGUCUGAUAGCAAGGAUAUCUUAUUGUCUGAUUGCAAGGGUGUCUUAUUGUCUGAUAGGAAGGGUGUCUUAUUGUCUGAUGGCAAGGGUGUCUUAAUGUCUGAUAGCAAGGGUGUCUUAUUGUCUGAUGGCAAGGGUGUCUUAUUGUCUGAUAAGGAGAAAACUGGACAGUUUAAAAAAAGGUCGUGCGGUCCUUAUAGGGACUGAAAUUCUACCAUUUAGCACAGCCGUGAGCAGUAUGGACACAGGUUAGCCACAGGUCAGCGCUAGCAGGUCUGGGUAGUUCAAGAGGUAAUGCAAAGGGAUGUAUAUAGUGAGCCUGAUGGGUCUCAAGUUUUUGUAGCAAUGUCACAAAUCAAUUAUAAUUCUAUUGUUCAGAAGGUACCCUGGGUCAGCCAAAAAUAAGGCAGAAAUCGUGUUCCUUCAAAGAAACAGGGAAUAUCAUCAGCGAGAUACGACUGUGUGCAACAAGAUUCACAGAGUUGGCUGAAGAACAGCCACCAUCCACAAGACGUGAAAGUUGACACUACUUACAGCAAACAGAGACAGGUACCAGGAUUAAGGAUGGAGGUUUUGGCUGUCCACACCAAGAGCAGCUUAGGAAAUGUCAUAAAGGGUAAGAUGGUGGGUGUGUGGUCUGACUGGUAGAUAGAAUGGGUGGGUGUGGCUUGAUGGGUGGGUGUGGCUUGAUGGGUGGGUUUGGCUUGGUAGAUUUGAGUUGUUUGGAGAGUUAUUGAACUAAUUGGGUAGGUUGAUGGGUGGGUGUGGCUUGAUGGGUGGGUGUGGCUUUUUCUUGGUAGAUUUGAGUUGUUUGGAGAGUUAUUGAACUAAUUGGGUAGGUUGAUGGGUGGGUGUGGCUUGAUGGGUGGGUGUGGCUUUGGCUUGGUAGAUUGGAGUUGUUUGGAGAGUUAUUGAACUAAUUGGGUAGGUUGAUGGGUGGGUGUGGCUUGAUGGGUGGAUGUGGCUUUGGCUUGGUAGAUUUGAGUUGUUUGGAGAGUUAUUGAACUAAUUGGGUAGGUUGAGGCUUGAUGGGUGGGUGUGGCUUGAUAUGAGAAUGAGAAAAAUGUGUGUGGUGACAACAACAGAAUAAAUAAAUUUAGUUUAAUUAAAACCCGAAAAAGAACAGAAGAACAAGAAGUGGUGGGCGCAUCAGGUAGGAUAUGUCUUUCAAUCAAUCGUCUGUUUGGGAAAUGUAUCAAUAAGUGAUAUGCCAUAUGUAUGAGUGAUAUGCCAUAUGUAUAAGUGAGUGAUAUGCCAUAUGUAUAAGUGAGUGAUAUGCCAUAUAAGUGAGUGAUAUGCCAUAUGUAUAAGUGAGUGAUAUGCCAUAGGUUUCACUGAGUGAUUACGCCAUAGGUUUCACUGAGUGAUACGCCAUAGGUUUCACUGAGUGAUACGCCAUAGGUUUCACUGAGUGAUAUGCCAUAGGUUUCACUGAGUGAUUACGCCAAUAUGGUUCAAUUUAACAUGAUAAUUUCUAUGUUCCAGCCUCAAGCAUCACCCCUAUAAACGAUCUCAAGGGACAUAAGGGUGGCAACUACGCUGAAGGGGAGCAACUCUUGAGGUGCAAGCUGGCAUCUCUGUACCGACUGGUCGAUCUUUGUGGGUGGACACACGGAGUCUUUAAUCACAUAAGUGUAAGCUACUGCUGGGACUAUUUAUCAAAGUUCAUCCUCUUCUCCUCUGGAACAUUAGCGGUACAAAGAAAUGUCAUGACAAAACUCCAAAACAUGGGCGUUCCUCUAGUCGUUGGAUUAAACCUAACCUUGGUUAAAUAGUUAUUUGCUUUAUGAAGAGUUGCAAACUUGUUAUUGUCUGCCAGUCUUACGCUCAAUCAUUGUGGGGCUGAUUGGGUUGUGUCAAUAAUAGGUGUGGACAGUUUCGCUCUAUCAAUGUGGGGCUGAUUGGGUUGUGUCAAUAAUAGGUGUGGACAGUUUCGCUCCAUCAAUGUGGGGCUGAUUGGGUUGUGUCAAUAAUAGGUGUGGACAGUUUCGCUCCAUCAAUGUGGGGCUGAUUGGGUUGUGUCAAUAAUAGGUGUGGACAGUUUCUCUCCAUCAAUGUGGGCUGAUUGGGUUGUGUCAAUAAUAGGUGUGGACAGUAACAUUGGAAGGGAGGCCCCCCCCCCGUGCUUUUUUGUUGUUGAUAUGGAGGGGUGACAUUUUUUUCUUUGAUGGGGGGCUGCAACAAUCUUGACCUAACCUGUCGAACUAACCUUAGCUAUGUAACAUGUGGUCAUUCCAUCAGUAUUACAUGCGGUCAUUUCAUCAAUAUUACAUGCGGUCAUUUCAUCAAUAUUACAUGUGGUCAUUUCAUCAAUAUUACAUGUGGUCAUUCCAUCAGUAUUUCAUGUGGUCACUCCAUCAGUAUUACAUGUCGUCAUUCCAUCAGUGUUACAUGUAGUCAGUCCAUGUUAUGAAGCUGUCUCUGUCCACCAGGUUCGAGUUGACUCUAGUGGCCAGGAACAUUUUCUCCUGAACCCAUUCGGUCUACUGUACCACGAGAUCACGGCGUCCUCCCUCCUCAAGGUUGACAUCAACGGGGCGGUCAUUGAUCAGGGGACCACCCUCUUUGGGGUCAGCAAGGCCGGGUUCAACCUCCACUCUGCCAUCCAUGCGGCCCGUCCAGAUAUUAAAUGCGUCAUUCAUGUACACACACCAGCAGCCACGGCGGUAAGGUCAAGGUUCCAUGUCUACACCUCAACCCUAUCAACAUUCAUUUUAUAAUUUAAAUAAAAUAUCUACACAUUUACAACUCCAUCUAUAAUUGCUUAUAUCAAAUGAUAGAAAAAAAAGCAUGGAAGGAUGAAACCUGAACAUUUUGUAAAAUCUGUUCUAUAAACAGAAGAUGGAUCAAAAGCAAUCAAAGUAAGAAUGAAGAAGAAAUCAGUGAAAGAACAUCAGCCGCACAACAUCCCACUAGAAAUAUUUCAACUAAUGCAAUGUCUGGAGUGUUAACAAUAAGACUCAAACCCCAAUAAAUAAAGCAAGCAAGCAUUUCAUUUUAAUAACUUUCCUGAUGUCACUGGACUCAACAGCGUCAGAAAGCUGAAAGAGUCUUUUGACCUAGAACUUCCCCAUGGAAAUUGUCUAGACUGACCAGAGAAGUUUAGAGAGGACCAGAGAAGUUUAGAGACGUAAGAUGACUGACAAAUUAAUUACAAGUCCUUGUGAAUCAUGUUUCAGGUAUCAGUCAUGAAGUGUGGUCUCCUGCCCCUCAGUCAGGAGUCUAUGGUCUGCGGCAACAUCAGCUACCACGAGUACUACGGGGUGUUUGUCGAUGACAAGGAGAAGGAAAUUCUAGCCAAAAACUUAGGACCUCAAAAUAAGGUAACCUCACUUUGAUCUUAACACUUGCCUUGUACAGAAGGCAUGUGAUGGGCAGUGUACAAUAUGUUGAAUGGAUUCUACUUGCAGUAUGUAGUAAACAACUAAGAAUGUACAAUACAUUAGAUUCUAGGUAACUACUGGCUAUGUAAGCAUUUCAUAACUCUGAAUAAUAAUUAAAUGGAGAUUAUCAUUGUAAACGAAAUAAAUUACUUCUGUUCAAUUACUUUGACUGUGACAUACAAAAAUAAAAUGUGUGUUGAAAGUAUAUGUUGGUUAUUUCAACAGAUUAUGAUACUUCACAAUCACGGUGUGGCUAUUUGCGGAGAAACUAUUGAGGAGGCUUUUCACUUAACAUUUAACUUUAUGGCUGCAUGUGAGGCCCAGGUGAGUACUUGACAGGGAUCAGAUGGGCAGUGCUGGAAUCAGAUGGACAGUGCUGGGAUCAGAUGGGCAGAGCUGGGAUCAGAUGGGCAGUAAUGAGAUCAGAUGGGCAGAGCUGGGAUCAGAUGGGCAGUGCUGGGAUCAGAUGGGCAGCGCUGGGAUCAGAUGGGCAGAGCUGGGAUCAGAUGGGCAGAGUAGGGAUCAGAUUGGCAGUGUAGGGAUCAGAUGGGCAGUGCUGGUAUCAGAUGGGGAGUGCUGGGAUCAGAUGGGUACUGGUGGGGUCAGAUGGGCAGUGCUGGGAUCAGAUGGGCAGAGCUGGGAUUAGAUGCGCAGAGUAGGGAUCAGAUGGGCAGAGUAGGGAUCAGAUGGGCAGUGCUGGUAUCAGAUGGGGAGUGCUAGGAUCAGAUGGGUACUGGUGCGGUCAGAUGGGCAGAGCUGGGAUCAGAUGGGCGGAGUAGGGAUCAGAUUGCAGAGUAGGGAUCAGAUGGGCAGUGCUGGUAUCAGAUGGCCAGUGCUGGUAUCAGAUGGGCAGUGCUGGGAUCAGAUGGGUACUGGUGGGGUCAGAUGGGCAGUGCUGGGAUUAGAUGGACAGUGCUGGGAUCAGAUGGGCAAUGCUGGGAUCAGAUGGGCAUGCUGGGAUCAGAUGGGCAGUGCUGGGAUCAGAUGGAUACUGGUGGGGGGUCAGAUUUGGAUGGGAACUAGUUGCAUCAGGUGGUCACCAAUGUUUCCCCUCAUGUGACAAUAAUGACUUAAGAACAUUGGUGCCUCCUUUAAAUGUGCAUCCAAGGAAAAGAUUGAGAUAAGUAUAGCCACCUUUGCUAUGGAAUGUUACAGUCAAGAAACUGAGAGGACAAGCUGAAAUCACUUUAGAUACAUAGAGCGUUCUUAAAUUUAAAAGAUCAGUAGUUUAUGGUCAAGGGUCCAAAGGUCAUACAAGGAAUAGUGGGGAACAAUGUUGGCAACCAUGAAACAUCCUACCCUCUUAUUCCAGUGACCUUGAAACAUACUACCCUCUUAUUCCAGGUGCGGGCCAUGUCAGUGGGCCUUAAAAACAUUGUACUGCCUUCACCUGAUGCCCAGUCCCAAGUACAUAAUGUGGCCAACAGAGGAGGGGCUGGUGUGGAUAUGUCAGGAUUUGGCUGGAAAACUGGACAACUAGAAUUUGAGGCCUUGAUGAGGGCACUAGACAGUGUGGUAAGUAAAGAUCAACUAUAUGUUGUUUUAAAAGCUGUAAAAGUCAUUGCCUGUUACUGUAACUAGAAAGUGUAAGGAAAUAAUGUCAGGUCACUUCAGGAAAAUAAUCCCAUGACAUCUAGGACCAUAGUCCCAUGACAUCUAGGACCACCACCUGUUUUUUUUUUUUCUGGCAUACCUCCAUCACAAUGUGAGGAUGGUGUCGACUUUGCAGGACGAAAUCAAAAGGCCUGGGAUCUUUCCUUAGGAGGAUAAGCUGGCCCCCUAGACAGCAAAUCCCCUCUCACCACCCACAUCCCCUCUCACCACCCACAUCCCCUCUCACCACCCACAUCCCCUCUCACCACCCACAUCCCCUCUCACCACCCACAUCCCCUCUCACAACACAUCUGGAGAACCCAAGGGAACAUUAUUUAUAUGGGGGGGGGGGGGGGUGAUACAACUUGUCAACAUUAGCGUUGCAGGAGUUGCCAGAAUAUUUAAUGUGUCAAUGGUUAUCUGCCUACGGAACUCCAACUCCGGGUUUGAAACACCACCCACAUCCCCUCUCACCCCCCACAUCCCCUCUCACCACCCACAUCCCCUCUCACAACACAUCUGGAGAACCCAAGGGAACAUUAUUUAUAUGGGGGGGGGGUGUGUGAUACAACUUGUCAACAUUAGCGUUGCAGGAGUUGCCAGAAUAUUUAAUGUGUCAAUGGUUAUCUGCCUACGGAACUCCAACUCCGGGUUUGAAUUCAGAGUUAGCGUUCUCUUAGAUGAGUUGCCGUCCAAGAUUAACGAGUCCCAUCAACCCAGGGUGCUGGGGCUGUUUUUGGUUGUCUAGGCUUUGGUGGGCUUUGAACUCGGGACCAAAAGGUAUUCGGAAUGACUCAGUUUAGACCGUCCUCCACCCACCACCAACACCACCUUCUGUUACCGGUAAUGCUAGAUUAAUCUCUGUAUAAAUUUAACUGAAUAACUUAUUGAUCUAAUAAAACUAUGCAUAAAUUCAUUUGUAAAAAUUAUUUUCUUCUUUAUAAACAGGGCUACAGAACAGGUUAUGAUUACAAGCUGCUGCCUAUUGCAAAGCAGGAACACUAACCUCGUUAAAAUAAAGUCAAUACAAAGUCAGGAAGAGUUACCCUUCUUAUAAGCAGCAAAGUUAAAAUAUUUUUAAAAUGCAAACGUAAAAGAAUAAAAACUAACCAGAGAGCCAACAUUAUGCAUUUGUUCCCAUAACAUGAUAAUCAGUUAUCACAGAUGUCUUAUGUAUAUCUUCUUCUUCGUGUUCAGCUACUGGAUUUUUUGUUCUUGCCAUUUUCACAGCGAACAUCCAUUAAAUCUUGCCAUCACCAUCCCCUUCCUUACUUGACUCAACAAGUUAGGAUCACAUGUGUAGACAAGUUAAGUCUUACACAUUACGCAAUUCAUGCAUCCUUAUUUGAGCAUUCAAAACUCAAAUACCUCCAGACAUUAGCUUUCCAUUUAGAGCUCAGCUUUCAUUUCAUGGAGGGGUUAUGUACUACGAAUUUAACAUUGGCAGUGGAUGAACUUGUAGAAAAUCUAAAUGUGAUUUUUCAAUAAAAAGAUAUUUGUUCUUCUAACGGGUAAUGAAUACUAUAAGGAAAUGUCCCUUUUCCCCCGCUACAAUCAGGUUCCCAAAGAAGCAACUGUUUAGCAUAGCUGAUAUUUUAAUUUGACAUCUCUUAAAUAAAUUUUCCAUCUAUGCUGGAUUGUGCCGGAUAAUCUGCUUUAUUUUGUGAGCUUUUGAAUGCCAAUUUCCUAACUGUAUGCACAAAUUCAUUUCUUCCUUGUUAAGUCAAUUUUUAAAGCAAUGUUCUUAUCUGGGCAGCCCCUGAGGCUUUUCUUUAAUUCCUCUAUUUCAAAGAGAAUAGAACCAGCCCACAAGGCUUUUCUUUAAUUCAAUAUUUCCAAGAGGAUUGGAUCCCUAACAACACACUGAUACAAGUUAAACACAAGGGAUCUACCUUUAGAGGCUUUGAAGGAAGAAACAGCAUCAGAUGAAAAUGACGAGCCAUCCCAGUGCCAAAGUGAUCCAUCAUCUGAACACGUGAAUAGGUGGUUUGGAUUGUAAGGAUGAAACUUCACCUCCCACACUGACAGAAAAAAAAUAAUAAAAUUUAUAACAUUUUCCUUAAAACUUUUUGAACUUCAAAUGCUCCUUUCAAAAUGAUGGCCAAAAUAAAAACAUAUACAAUCCUUCUAUACAGUUACUCAGAAGUUUUGGAAGAUAUUUCCCUCCACAAGAAAAAGCUAUCAGUUCUGAUCAGGGGUUUACAAGAGGUUUAAAAGAGGGGAAACACUUUUAUAGAAAAAUUUUCUUUUGCCUAAAUUUUUAGGAAACUUCAAGAAAAGUAAUUUAUAUAAAGCCCAGAUUACAACCCGGCUAUUGGUAACAUAUAAACUUCCUAGAGGUAUGCACAAAUGUCCAUUAAAUGGCGCCAUUAAAGACAUCUAUUUAAAAAUAGGUGUAAUUUUAAACGUGAUGAAGAAAAGGAGAAGAUAUACCAUGGAAGGACAUUUUUUUUCUUUCAAAAUUUCACCCCAAAAUAGCAAAGAUGAUUCAUCAAGAUCUACAAAUAUAUACUUUGUUGAAAGUUUUCAGAGUUGAUGGACAUUAUGCUAAUUUUACAUUUUAUGUGUAAGAUCUAACAUUACCUAUUAUGUGUAAGAUCUAGUUUUACAUUUUUCGACUGUAUGUUUUUUUCACUUAAAUUUUACACUUGAAUGACAAGUCCAGCUUGGAGAAAUUAUGCUCUCAUUUACAUUCAAGUUUAAAAAAAUGUGAAAAAAAAAAUAAAAAAAUAAAAUCAUUUUAAUUUUGUUUUCUGCUUAACUGCCUUUACUUUGUAAAUAACCGGACCGCUUAUUGCCAACUACAAGAACAGUCAAGUGUCUUGUGUAGCUGUGUCCCCUGCUUUCUAAGUUCCCACCAGUACUUACUGGCUCCUGUGUGUGCCUCCAGAAGUGUCAUGGGGAACUUGUCCUGCCUCAGGUCCCAUAUGGUCAGCAUGCCCUCUUCUCCACCGGUAGCGACUAUAUGGGCCUGUCCCGGGUGUUUGUCCAGGCAGAGGAGUGGUGUGUGGUUCUCUGUACUGAAAUAGGUAUUUCAUGGUUAAUUAACGUAUGUCAUGCUAGCACCAUCAAAUAUUUUCUGGACAAUGGAAAAUCCUCCACACUCCAAGACAAAAGUUGACGCUGCCAGAAUGUUAUUGGAUGAAUAUUCUUAAAUGUCACGGAACUCAAAUUUGUGACUUCAGCCUUGUGAAAAUUGAAAUAAAAAUAAAACCAAAACAGAUUUACAUAAUAUGUUAAAAUAAAGUCACAAAUUUGAUCCAUUUGUGAUACUUUGUGUUAAUGUUUUUUAUUCUCUGGCUAUUUAGCACUGCCAUAUUGUUAAUUGCUUCAUAGCAUUUUUUGCUUAUAUGUAAUUUGAUUAAUUUGAAAGGAUAUUCAUUAUACUAUUAAAUUUAAAUAAACUGUGUUUU
This is a messenger RNA of Lymnaea stagnalis (great pond snail), 14179 nucleotides long. NCBI's taxonomy places the organism in Eukaryota, Metazoa, Mollusca, Gastropoda, Lymnaeidae. The record is from the annotation of a GenBank genome assembly.